AUGAUGCUCGCGGGAGCUGAAAUAGUGGAAAAGGGCAGUGUGGCGUAUAAAGCGGAUGAAGCUGGGAAUUCUGAAGCCGUCAUUUCAUCUGGCCCUUCUCAGAGCCAAGCAAAGGGCUUGGCUCAAGUGCCAACCAAAGAACCUGUUGACAUCCAGUUUACAAACAUCACCUGCACUGUGUCACUCGGGAUCAACAAAGGAAGUAAACAAAUCCUCCAUGGAGUCAACGGGAGACUUCGGCCUAAACAGCUUAUUGCUAUCAUGGGGCCUUCAGGCGCAGGAAAGUCCACAUUGCUAGAUGUGCUCUCCGGUUAUAAGAUCACAGGGGUUGGUGGCGCUAUCUUUAUUAAUGGAAGAGGCAGAGUUAUGAAAAGGUUUAAGAAGAUGUCGUGCUACAUUCAACAAGACGACAGGCUGCAAGGGUUGCUCACUGUUGGCGAGAAUAUGGCUCUCGCCGCCGACCUGAAGCUACCCACAAAAAUGGACAAGUACGAGAAAGGAGAAGUCAUAGAAGAUAUUCUGACGAACUUAGGGCUGUAUGAACACAUGAACACUCGCGGAGGACAACUGUCCGGCGGCCAACGCAAGAGACUUUCCAUUGCAUUAGAACUCAUCAAUAACCCUCUCGUCAUGUUUCUAGAUGAACCUACAACAGGCUUAGACAGUUCAUCGUGUACACAAGUAGUACAGCUUUGUAGGAGCCUCGCUCACCAGGGACGUACAAUCAUAUGCACUGUGCAUCAACCCUCUGCCUCGCUGUUUGCUUUAUUCGACCAAGUGUACGUGUUAGCUGCUGGAAAAUGUUUGUAUCAGGGCACUACGAGACACCUCGUGCCGUAUCUGGAUGAAGCUGGAGUACCUUGUCCCAUAUACCACAAUCCAGCAGAUUACAUUAUAGAGUUAGCGUGUGGUGAAUAUGGUGAUGACAAAAUAAAUAUUUUAAACAAUAAAGCGGAAAAUGGCAAAGCACUGAAUUGGUUCGACGAUUUCGAGAGCAUAGCGACUAUGGAAGCUUUGAGAAAGCAAAUCCCUUUGAGCGUGUUGAGGGAUCAAGAUACAGGGACUGGGGAAGAAGAAACGUCACAAUCGAAUCAAAGAUCUGUACUUAUAAGGAGAGGAUUUUUAAAAGCUAAACGUGACCCAACGAUGACCCACCUCCGACUGGCAGUGAACGUAGUAGUAGGCGUGAUGUUAGGGGCGCUUUUCAUCAACGCGGGCAACGAGGGCUCUAGAGUUUUGGAAAACUACAAUUUACUGUUCGCCAUUCUGAUGCACCAUAUGAUGUCUCCGAUGAUGUUGACUAUUCUCACAUUUCCAUCUGAGAUGUCAAUCUUACUUAAAGAACAUUUCAACAGAUGGUAUUCUCUGGGCUCGUAUUACAUCUCUAUAACAAUUGUAGAUCUGCCCAUAUCGAUAGUGUCAUGUGCGAUAUUUAGUGUGAUAGUGUACACGAUGUCGUCUCAGCCGCUGGACAUCGCGCGGUUCGGGAUGUUCUUUGCGAUCUCCGUGUACACGGUGCUCGUUGCGCAGAGCUUUGGCCUGAUGGUUGGCGCAGUGUUCAAUGUCGUUAACGGCACAUUCCUCGGUCCAACUCUAUCAGUGCCAAUGAUGAUGUUCGCGGGAUUCGGCGUGACGCUACGGGAUCUACCGCCGUAUCUCGCCUGGGGGUCGUACAUCUCUUACUUGAGAUACGGCCUAGAAGGUUAUAUUGGAGCAAUAUAUGGAUUAGACAGACCGACUUUAGAAUGCAAUGAAGCUAAAUACUGCCAUUAUAGAUAUCCCCGUACAUUCCUGAAGGACAUUGCGAUGUCACCCAACAUGUUCUGGUGGGACAUCCUCGCGCUGACUGUCACGCUGCUAGUGUUGCGUACCGCCGCCUUCUUGCUGCUUAAAUGGAAGCUAAGUGCUGUACGA
Molecule: messenger RNA, 1914 nt
Organism: Brenthis ino (lesser marbled fritillary)
Lineage: Eukaryota; Metazoa; Arthropoda; Insecta; Lepidoptera; Nymphalidae
Source: the annotation of a GenBank genome assembly